UUUCUAUACCCUUGUCAUUUGUGUAAAUUUUUAUUUGGUGCAGCUCUAGGUUUAAUGGACUAGAUAGUUGUUCAAAUACAUAUUGGAACUUAUUUUUUUCAAUGCCUCUAUACUCAGAAGCAUCAAAAUUCUUUCAAAUAUCAUUAAUCUUGAUCAUUUUUAUUUGUUUUGGACUUGGGGUUGAACUAAGGAAUUUUUUGAUCUUUCAGACAUAUAGUCCUUUGAAUAGAUUCUUUGCAUUCAAGACAAGACAUCAGUUCUGAAGUAGGGUAUUCUGAACCUAAUAAUCAAUGUUAUAAUCUUUAACUUCAAUUGUUCCAUCAUUUUCUUUGAUUUUGGUAAUCCAAUUUUUCAAGUUUCCCUUCCAGAGCUCCCUUGAUUCGUGGGAAAACUGGUCCAUGAAUUAUUGUAACCAAUGAUUUUGGUGUAAUACUCCAGAACUGUUACUGCUCAGGAUUGCUUUUGAAAUAAAAAUUUCCUCUUGUUGUCGGUGGUCAAAGAUUUGUUGGGGUUUACCGCUGUAGCUGACAAUUGCGUGGAUAACUGUGUGCAAUCAGAAAUGGCUUAAAGUAUGAAGGAGAAUUUUAGAAGUUAUAUUUAUCUCAAUCUUUCAAGGAAGAGUAUUAGAUUAAGGAAUUUAGCAAGUAUUUUGAGUAUUUCAAUCCACCUUUUUG
Molecule: messenger RNA, 674 nt
Organism: Moneuplotes crassus
Lineage: Eukaryota; Ciliophora; Spirotrichea; Euplotida; Euplotidae
Source: the annotation of a GenBank genome assembly